ACAGCCCUUAGCUAUGGUAUAUUGGCCAUAUACCACACCCCCUUGGCCCUUAUUGCUUAAUUAUACAAGGUAAGCGGUCAAAACAACAAAGCUAAAUUCAACAGCUCAAAGAAACCUCUCGAUCUGAGUCCUACAGGUACAGGAAGAACGGUUACUGCUGGUUGAACUUCAAACGGUGAGUCAUGGAUGAUCUUGAGUCAGAACUGAGGGUGCCAGGUGAACUGGGCGAAAAUGAGUCUUCAGAUGAUGAAUCAAUCAACAGAAAACGAAUCAAGAAGCCAAACCUUCCCCUGGCGCCUCCUAUAUUUAAAGAGAAACCCUGUGAGACUGGUUUUCACAAGACCACAAGGAACUGCCUCCAGCACAUCAGGGAGGCCCUGCUGCACCAUAGAUGGCAGAAAGCUGCCGAGUACAUGUCCAGUUACUCACAAACACUGGAGGACACAACUGCAAACAUGCCACAACUCUACGCUGAGAUCAUUUGGAGGAUAGGCACAGAGAUACUACACCACCAUCCCGACUCAAAGCUGGAAGACUACAACAGUUUCUAUGAGCGAGUGAAACACUCAGGAGUAAAACAUUACCUGAAAGUCUGUCUGGAGCACUCGUUCCACCUCCUGGUGAAUGGGCAGUUUGAGGACGCCAAGCGUCAGCUGUCCAUUGCUGAGAGCUGGCGGUACGGCAAGCAGUCAGCCGAUCAGUCCCAGCGGAUUAAGUUGAUCCAGGCCUACAGUGGCUUCCUGGAUUACAUCAUCUGGUGUGAAAAAAAAGCCACUGUCUCCAGCACAGAUGAGUAUGAUGCAGGUGUCAAUCAAGAGAUGCACAGCUACUUCCGCCAAUCCUCUGUGAACCUGAAGGAGAUCAUGAAGCUUCCUGGUGUCUGGGAUCCUUUUGUUCUGAGUUACAUUGAUAUGCUGGAAUUCUACAACGAUCACGAGGGAGCUGUGAAAGUUCUAAAUGACUACGCCUAUGACAACAAUUUGCCCCCCAACCCCAAUGCCCAUGUCUACCUCUACCGGUACAUGAAGAAACACGACCACCCAUCAAAGAAACUGCUCAAAGUGCUGAAGAUCCUGCAUACAUUGGUCCCAAGUCAUGAGUUAAUGCUGGAAUACUGUUCUCUUCUGCUACAAUCCGACAAAGAGGGGGAUCUUCAGAAGGCUCUAGGUGUGGUUCUGGAUCUCCUGGACUACGCCAGUUGGAGGAGCAACUUGGAUGUCUGGAACCAUUUGAUGACCAUCAUCAAGAGGCUGAGGCUCAGAAAACAAUGGCUGAAGCUUGUUGAAGAGGAGAUGGCGAACAGAAAGGACUGGUGGCUAGCAAUGCACUUCACAACAUUCCAGGCCAGGAGAGACUUGGCAGUGAAUAGAGAGCUACUGGAAGUGAAGCACUUUGUGGUUGGAGCCUUUUGUCCUCGCUAUGCUUCCAUGUACUGUGGUGUUGGUAAGGAAACCCGAAAAGGAGUUACUUCUGAGGCGCAGAAGACUAAAAGGUCCAAGAAGGCCGAGAAGGAUAAGGAAUCCAAGACCGCUAAGAAGGCCCAGAAGAGAACACGGAAAGCAAAGUCCAGACUGACUUUGAGAAAGCUCCUGGAACGGCGCCGGGCACAUCGGCAAGAACAGAAAUGUUUUAAAGAUGCGUGAAGAGCUUCCACCAUUGCCUGAUCAUAGCAGACAUGACCUCCUCAGGCAGGCCUCUCUCGCAUUGCAUUGCAUGUCAAGUUCUACGAUUGUCCACCAGGGAGAGCUCAUACUAUUGCUACAUUUUGAGUCGUUCUGGAUGCUGCUGAACCACAAACUGAGAGCUGUGUUCACUGUGGUAGUUUGUAGGUGAAAGGGAGGCUGGGUAUGCUGCGGUAUUAGGUCUAGGACAGGGUACACAGCUCUACAACCAGUAGAUCACGAGCCAACAUAUGAGUAGCUCUCCAAGCAAUUCUGAAAGUACAUGCAUGUUUUCCACGUGUUCCCAUCGCAAACUUUCAUAAACAAGCUAUUGUUCAACCAAAGCCACAUUGACAUUAUCCUACCCCUGGUUAGCCACUAUUGACUUAAAAAGCCAAAAGUAACACUAAAUCUGCCAAUUAAUUUCCAGCAAUAUUGCCAUUUGCUUCAGUCUGUCUGCUUGGUGUGUGCAUUUGUCUAUCACUCAGUAUGUAGCCCGUUAGCCAUGCUAGUAAUGAUAACCCUCUCUUGUGGGUAGACUGAAAGACUUAAUUAAACGUUAACUGCAAAGUAGGCUUACCUGACAAAGAUAUAAUUAUUAUUUGUAUCAAUUGGGUGGCCAUCCUUUUGCAAACUCUGCCAUGACAUGCUGCAGCAGUAGGCCUAACAGACAUCACUAGACUGACACAUUCCCCUCUUUCUAAAUGCGCAUUUAAAGGGGAGUUACACACCCCCCCAAAACAAUUGUAUGUUUUUAUUUGGGACCUCAAAAUUGCUCUUCUGUGAUUUAAGCAUUGACAUGUACUCAGAACAUCAAUUUUUGUUGUUCCUCUAUCAAUAAUUGUAACAUUGACAGUAGAAAACAGGAAAAAUGCAACAGAAUUCCCGAAAAUACAAAAGGUAAUUUAAUGGGGCCCCUUAGAGGUGUUUAUUAACCAUUAUUUUAACAGGUAUAUUGACAGAAAACACAUCUCAUGCUAGAAAAGGUUGGAGACCCCUGAUCUAGGAGGUAAUAAGCUCUGAGGCUGGCUGUGGCCUCAACUGAACCUCUGCUGAUUCAUGGAGAACCCAGCUGAAUUAACGGGGAGGCGACAUGUUGGAAUUGACUCAUAUUUUGGGACGCCAAAGAGCAGCAUCAUAACAGAAGCAAAAGACAAUGCAGUGAUACAGAGAGAAAAAGUACAUUUCUGUAAACUGCUGUUGCGAUUCUUCCGUCACGUUCAUGCUGACACCACAGACAACAUUCUCUAUCUCACACACAUACAGGUGGAACGCAAGUGUGAUUACUGAACACCCCUCCAGCCGCUCGAUGCAGGAUAACAGAGCUCACUUUCACGGGCCAAGGGCUUGCAGGCUGCCUGGGAACAGAGAACAGUGGGCCCAGCUUUAUCAUGAUUAAGGACAACAUCAUACACGUUUGUUGUCAGAACCUGCGAUGGAGCCUUUUGUUCCUGAACAACUAACUGUGCUUUAUGACCUGUACUAUUCAAUGUUAUGGAGUUACAGGGAUCAAAUACUCUGUUGAUAUUUUACUGUAAAGUGAGAGUGACUGUCGAUACUUUACUGUAAAAUGAGUGACUUGAUUGUUUGAAUUUGCGCUGUUGUACCUGAUUCAUUGCUGUAAUCUUUGUGCCUGUGGAAUGGUGAAUGUUACAGCUGUAUUUUGUACUGUUUGUUACUGAAUAAACAAUUGAUUAGUUGGCUGAAAAAAAUAU
Molecule: messenger RNA, 3376 nt
Organism: Coregonus clupeaformis (lake whitefish)
Lineage: Eukaryota; Metazoa; Chordata; Actinopteri; Salmoniformes; Salmonidae
Product: TATA box-binding protein-associated factor RNA polymerase I subunit A
Exons: 11
Coding region: 183-1643 (486 amino acids)
Biological process (GO): transcription by RNA polymerase I
Cellular component (GO): RNA polymerase I transcription regulator complex
Source: RefSeq, a predicted model, not a curated record